Molecule: messenger RNA, 1355 nt
Organism: Mesoplodon densirostris (Blainville's beaked whale)
Lineage: Eukaryota; Metazoa; Chordata; Mammalia; Artiodactyla; Ziphiidae
Gene: RMP24
Product: chromosome 15 C18orf21 homolog
Exons: 5
Coding region: 81-668 (195 amino acids)
Source: RefSeq, a predicted model, not a curated record
AAAGUCCGCCACGUUGGGAAGCCGGUUUCCGGAGUCUCUUUUUGUCACCGGGUCUCAGCGGCGCAGAGGUGGCGGUGGCUAUGAGGCAGAAGCAUUACCUUGAGGCUGCGGCGCGGAAACUGCAAGAUAGCUGCCCGGGCCAGGCCCGCUAUCUCCUGUGGGCCUACAGUUCGUCACACGAUGAUAAAAGCACUUUUGAAGGAACAUGUCCAUACUGUUUCCAGUUGCUGAUUCAGGAUAAGUCUCGAGUACGUCUCAAACCCAAAUCCAAACUGACACCCAAAAUACAGAAACUUCUUAAUCGAGAAGCAAGAAGUUAUACACUCAGUUUUAAAGAAGCAAAAAUUUUGAAAAAGUACAAAGACUCCAAAAGUGUAUUGUUGAUUACUUGUAAAACAUGCAACAGAACAGUUAAACAUCAUGGUGAAAGUAGAAGCUUUCUAUCAACAUUGAAGAGCAAUCCUACCACUCCUGCAAGUAAACUCAGCCUAAAGACCCCAGAGAGAAAGACUCUAAGUUCUGCAAAGAUAAAUCAUGAUAUGUCUGGUUCCAAAGCCAAGAGCCCAUCAUUGAUUUUCAGCUACAUCUGGACACUCAACACCCAUUUGCUCCUCAAGGAAUGUGAGCAAAACAAAGAAACACUUCUCUCAACUAAAAAUGUUGCUUAGUCAGAGUGAAUCUGAAAAGAAUCCAAAGGUGGACUUCAGAAAUUUCUUAUCUUCUUUGUAAAGGAUCGACUAUGAAAAUAAGAAAUGUUUAAUGUAAUUUCUGAAACUAAAGUUAGUCAGAAAACCUGCUUUUUUUUUGCUGUACGCGGGCCUCUCACUGUUGUGGCCUCUCCCGUUGCGGAGCACAGGCUCCGGACGCGCAGCCCCAGCGACCACGGCUCAUGGGCCCAGCCGCUCCACUGCAUGUGGGAUCUUCCCGGACCGGGGCACGAACCCGUGUCCCCUGCAUUGGCAGGCGGACUCUCAACCACUGCGCCACCAGGGAAGCCCAGAAAACCUGCUUUUUAAAGAACUUAUUUAUUCUUAAAAUACAUGGAAACUAGGGUUCAAGAGCAAACUUUUCUUGUCAUUCUUCAGUGUUUAUGGGGAAAAUACCUCAUUAGAAUGAAAAACUGAAACCUGCCUACCUCACCAGGUGAUUGUGAGGAUCAAAAAUAUAUGAAAGAUCCUUGUAAGUAGUAAAGAUAUGUAUGGAAUUGAGUGGUUAUAUUAUUAUUUUCUCCUCCCUUAAGUUUUCAUUAUGUCAUUUUCUUUCAUAAGGAAAUUGAGACCUUUGUGAGAGGUGUGCUUACUCCUUUCUAGGUGUCUGUAACCUUAUUGAUAAUUGAGAAAAACUAUAAAGUAUAA